UCUCCUGCAGCUCUCUGCCUCCUGCCCUCGAGGUUGAGCCAGGCUUCAUUUUUGUGGCGGUUCCGGUCAGGGCUCUCAGUUAUCACUCAGUGAUGUCGGAAGAAGCAAAACAGACCUCCGCGCCUGCCCCCGCGUCCACGAUGGACGCCAAGUCCGAUUCCACUGCCUCACCACCUCCAGCUCAGGGGGUUUCUUCAGUGUCUCCCCCCGUAUCCACCAUAACGCAGUCUGCACCACCCGCAACUGAGGAUGAGGAGAGCGAAGAUGAAUCAGAGAUUCUGGAGGAAAGCCCCUGUGGGCGCUGGCAGAAACGGAGAGAAGAGGUAAACCAGCGUAAUGUACCAGGUAUCGACAAUGCUUACCUUGCCAUGGACACAGAGGAAGGCGUGGAGGUGGUGUGGAAUGAGGUCAUGUUUUCUGAGCGGAAGAACUAUAAAGUACAGGAGGAAAAGGUGAAGACAGUGUUUGAUAACCUCAUCCAGCUGGAACAUUUGAAUAUAGUGAAGUUUCACAAGUACUGGGCAGAUGUGAAAGAGAACAGAGCCAGGGUUAUUUUUAUAACAGAAUACAUGUCCUCUGGGAGUCUUAAGCAGUUUCUAAAAAAGACUAAGAAGAAUCACAAGACCAUGAAUGAGAAGGCAUGGAAACGUUGGUGCACUCAGAUAUUAUCUGCCUUAAGUUAUCUGCAUUCAUGUGAACCUCCAAUUAUCCACGGGAACUUGACCUGUGACACCAUCUUCAUUCAGCACAAUGGACUUAUUAAAAUCGGCUCAGUGGCCCCAGACACCAUUAAUAACCAUGUCAAAACUUGUCGGGAGGAACAGAAGAGUUUGCACUUCUUUGCUCCUGAGUAUGGAGGUAAAACAUGCUGAACUAAAUAACUGUGGGACACUUUACAUUUAAUUGAAGUGGACGAACUUGUAUGUUGUAAUAUAUCAUGUGUCAUAUAUCCUAUUAUUUAUUGUAAAGAACCGUUAUUAUAUUGUUUUUCGGUAGUUUAAUGAUCAUGUUGUUCUAAACCUAUAUAAAAUCACUUUCCUUUUGGGUUCCAUGAGAGAAAUGUUGAGCAGAAUGUUAGUAAGUGGAAGCAUAUGCCUUUUUCACGCUGCUGGGUUUUCGAAGCAUUCUAAAGCACAAUUUUAAACCCGGGAUGUUUCUCUCCGAACAGUGUUUAAAGUUUUGUUUAUAAUAAUAAUAAAGCACUGCUAUGAAAACGCCAAAACAGUAGAAAGGCAAUUAACUCCAGAAACAUACUGGGUUUAAAAGUGUGCUUUAGGGCGUUUUCACACAUAAGGGUUUGUUUCGAAACCUGGUGCGUUUUCUCUCUUGGUUCGAUUCGUUUACGCAUAUGUGAACACGGCAAUCGCGCUAGGAUCCGCCCUAAAACAAUCGCUCCGAGACCGCCUGAACAAGGUGGUCUCGACCCGAUUGCAAACGAACUCUGGAGCGGUUCGGUAGACGUGUGAAAGCCAUCCGACCCAACGGACCAACGAACCAGACUGUAUCACAAUGUAUGAUGGGUAAUUAUGUAAAGUUGCGUGACGCGAAAGGGAUUGUUU
This is a messenger RNA of Triplophysa rosa, 1559 nucleotides long. Its product is annotated as nuclear receptor-binding protein-like. Gene Ontology annotation, molecular function: protein kinase activity; ATP binding. Gene Ontology annotation, biological process: intracellular signal transduction; protein phosphorylation; endoplasmic reticulum to Golgi vesicle-mediated transport. The transcript has 7 exons. Bases 93 to 872 code for a protein of 259 amino acids. NCBI's taxonomy places the organism in Eukaryota, Metazoa, Chordata, Actinopteri, Cypriniformes, Nemacheilidae. The record is from RefSeq and is a predicted model, not a curated record. Gene Ontology annotation, cellular component: endomembrane system; cytoplasm.